Molecule: messenger RNA, 3715 nt
Organism: Notothenia coriiceps (black rockcod)
Lineage: Eukaryota; Metazoa; Chordata; Actinopteri; Perciformes; Nototheniidae
Product: copine-5-like
Exons: 3
Coding region: 10-315 (101 amino acids)
Biological process (GO): cellular response to calcium ion
Cellular component (GO): plasma membrane
Molecular function (GO): calcium-dependent phospholipid binding
Source: RefSeq, a predicted model, not a curated record
AAACUCCCCAUGUCUAUCAUCAUUGUUGGGGUUGGCCAAGCUGAGUUCGAUGCCAUGGUUGAGCUGGAUGGUGAUGACAUCAGGAUUUCUUCUCGGGGGAAGUUGGCAGAGAGAGACAUUGUACAGUUUGUCCCGUUUAGAGACUACAUGGACCGCACAGGGAACCACGUGCUGAGCAUGGCGCGGCUGGUUAAAGACGUACUUGCAGAGAUCCCUGACCAAUUGAUCUCCUACAUGAAGAGCAGAGCCAUUAAACCGAACUCCGUCCCCCCCCCUUACUCGCCCUUGGACCAACCACAGACCAACCCCGUCUGAGCCCCACACACAGCUCCACGUUGUGGUGGGGCAGGGUAGAGGUGGUCAAUAACUCAAAACCGUCCUUUGGGAAGAUGGAAACUCUUUUAAGGCCAUUACGUAAAUAUUAAUUUGGCUAUACAAAAAGAUGGUAAGACUCCAAUUUGUUUUGGAGGAAUAUGACUGCUUUGGGUGAGGCUGCAGGUGAUCAUGGAGUGUUCUCUCUCUGCGUGCUUGAGGAUAAGAGCGCUGAGAGGAGCUCGUGCUGGAGGAGGUUUUAGUUGUUCGCUGUCAAACCUGUCAAAGUGGUGAUGUAAUGGAUAGCAAGUAAACCCGUAGAGAGAGCCUGUUUGAAGGCAUACAUAUUAGAAUGUGCCAGUGUGUAUCAUGUUUGUGAUACCUUUUGGAAUAGGUGUGUGUUGAACUAAGAUAUCAUAUGUAUACUAAUUUAUUUUAUUUAUUGCAGAAAUUAUUUAUUCCUUUGUGGGGGUUUUAGAUAGUGGGGAUUAAAGUCAUAUUUUCCCUGUAGUUUUUCAUCUUAUAUUUUGUGAGCAGUUUAAUACAAAUAAUCCCCAUUUCUACUUUGAUAAGGACUGUACUAUAAAAGCAUGAUAUAAAACAUAUUCAGCAGUUCAUGGAUAGUUUUCACUGAUAGAUCGUUUUGAUUGCAAGCAGUUAUGUAGAGAGCCUGCUGUAAGCUGUUUCCAUAAUGAUUUUUCAGCACCAUGUCUUAUACAUAUUUCUAAAAUGUAUAAUAACAGAAUGCACUAAUUCAGAUAUAAAGCACAAAGGUUAUUAUGGGAAAUAAGCUCAACAUUUUUUUUUUUAAAGGAACCAACACCUAUCACAAUGAAAGUAAUGGAAGGGACCGCACAAGUUUUAACACAUAAUUUUAAAUGAAACAGGAAGAAUGUUUAUAAGAAAAUACUAUUCAGAUGUAUUAAAAUGAAAAUAUAUUUAAUCACCAAAACAGUAUGUUUACAGAAAAUAGAUGAAUAACUCUAUGCACAUACUUGCUCUCCCUGUUUGUUUGCAGAAGAAAUUAUAAUCCAUGACAUACUGUAGCACAUUUGUCAUCUCGCUGUUUGUGUUUCCCAUUAUAUUUGUUGUUACGUUUUACUCUCUGGGGUUUGCUCUGAAGUAAACACACAUUCAAAAGACCAAUGUCUACCAAUACAUUUGUUUCCCUGUAAAGAAAAAAAUCAAACAAUCACAAAUCUUGCAUGAGAUAUUUGGGCGUUGAUUGUUUUUUGAAGAAAAAAAACGGAUUGCAAAAAAACAGAAACGGCUAUGUUUUACUUUACAAAUGUAUUGACUGUUCACAAAUUUGUUUCACACUUGUGUUCAGAAGUUAAUUCUCUAGGCUAUUGAGAUACCAUUUUAAUACCUAAGAUACAAUUUCAUUAUCUAGUUCUACAAUUUAAUUAAAGUCAGCUGUUGAUAUAUUCAUAUUUGUUCUCUGAAUUGUUUUCAAAGAGAAUGACAGCCAUUGUGGCUCAGUUGUGUACAUCAUAUCUUUUAAUAUUGGCCAUUGUUUCCAUUCGUAUCUCUUUGUCACUCAAUAUCUCAAUCCAAAUGUGCCUAUUAUGGAAACAUAUCCAAAUUCAGUUACCCAGGUGUCAUUCUGCCGGCAGCAGCAGGUCUCAUAUUUAAGAUGUACACACAAUGUUGGCGAUAAAAACUGUUGCAAGAUUAGGAUUCUUACAAACUAUUACAUGCUGUCUCAACUACUGUCCUGUACUUUUUAUACUAACAGCUCUUCACUUUGGGUCUAAAACAAUGAGAGUUAAAAGUGUUGCUAAGCCUUGUUGUCCAAUAUUUCAAAGUCAAGACUUGUUUACAACUCAACUGUGGCUGUUCACAUUGCCUCAUGGAAAAAGGAAACAUUCAUGUGUUUUAUUUUGAAGUGAGUUUAUAGUUGAGUUGUGCAUUAUUCAGUCUUGUUUGUACUCGUAAUGAGAACUAACGUUUACAAAAAGUUGUUGAGAUCACACAGACUUCUCACUGUUGUUGUUACAAUACUUUGUUUUGUGUUGAGAGCAAAUGUGUUUACGUACCAUUGUUAACUGCAUACUGGUCUCCGACUCCCGUUACUUUAGUGCUCUCGCCGAUAAAAUGAAAUCCUUUGUUACUGCAGAAACUCCAGAGGAAGUGAACUCCUUCGCUCACAGGCCCAGAUCCAUAUUUUACUUAUUUUCCGUUCUUAAUUUUGGAUGACAUUUUUCCGUCAGAAACAAAGCAGUGUUUGAUCUGUUGCCAAAUUCAGUUGUUGCAGUGAAAUGAGGCCAUUGCGUUUAAGCACAUACAUCACAUAAAUACCAGAAUACCUCUACAGAAAGCCAUUCAGCCAAAAGAAAAUCAUAAACAUACAUUUAUUACAUUUCUUAUGACAUAUAUAUUCAAUGAAAUACUAUAAUUGAAUGACUUGUAUAGCUGUUAUAUUUUGAUUUUCCAAGUACUGUAAACACUUCAAAUUUCACUUCAUAGGAUCAUCAUAACUGAGAGUAAAAUGAAUGAGGACAUCAUUUUGCGGACAAUAAAAGUCAGCAUCAGCAUGCAGCGUACGGUAUAUACUGUGAGUGUGAUAGCAAACCCUUGUGAGAGUCAAUAAGAUAAUGUGGAGUUGGCCCUGUAUGAUGUGUGCACUUUCAGUAAUAUUUCCUCUAUUAAUACUACAUGGCUUUUGAGCCCUUCUACUAAAAUUAUUUAAAAAACUACUCCCCCGCCAUCUGUGAGUUUUCCUCCACAGGGAAAUAAAAAAUCUACUACCCCUCAGUAGGCUACUAAACAAAUAAUCAAUGAAAAUGAAAGGAGCACAGUAAUGACACACUUAUGCAAUUGUGAAACAGAGUUAUAAUUAAAUAUAUUUUUCAGUCUAAAUGAUGACUUUCCAACAAUUCAAUUUACAUAUUUUCUCUCUGUGGAAAUGGCUUUGAUUAUCUUUUAAUUUAAUAUUUUCUUUGAGGCUAAACUAUUUAAUUAUGUACAUAAGCCCCAAAUGAAGAAUAUGAAUUGCCAAAAUGUGUUCAGUUGUUGAACUUAGCCUCUUUAGACAAUAUGUGCAUGUUUGUGCCACAAUGGCAGGAGGUUUGGUAGUCUACCUUUAUUUCACCUGAUUAGUGCAUCCGCCAUGUGCUUAGUUUGUUACUUGGGAUGGUAUUUAGAGAUAACGGUCACCUCCAGCAUGUUGCAUCUCUGGUUUCUUUCCAUUCUGUUCCUAUACAACACUUUCUGUAUGGGAUGUUCUUUCCACUACUCCUGUUUUAUCCCAGGUUGUUUACAUACCUCUCUUGGUCUCUGACUUGCAUGCUGAAUAAUUUCCAAACCAGGUGUUGGACAUGAUAUUGUCGUCAUACUGUGGUUUGUGAAAUGCUUUGUAAUGGAUUGCCUUAACUGAAGAUUAAUAAAAUAUUGAUAACUU